AUGUUCUACAUUGGACUCAAAACGGAGAUGAAAGAAGUAGUGAAGAUGCAGAAACCGAGGGGUUUGACAAACUGUUUCAAUGCAGUGAUCUCAAUGGAGGAUAGUGCGUUUUGUAAAUCGAUGGCUGAGGCUACAAAUCCAUCACGACGCGCUUACUUUCCAUUGCGUUCGGCUUUCAAUUACAACACUCAAAGAAGCGGGAGCAGUACGAGCAGUGAAUCAGUAGAGAAGGCAAAGGAUUCCCAAAGCCAAAAUGGAAAACCACCUUGGAGAAGCAGUGUAGGCAAAAACUACAGUGGAAUGUUGAAACUAUCACCAGCUGAGAUUGCAGAGAAGAAACGUUUGGGUCUUUGUUUCAAAUGCCCAGAAAAGUGGUCGAGAAGUCAUACUUGUCAGAAUAUGAUGUUACAGGUGUUUAUGGUGAUAAACGAUGAAGAAAUUGAGAUCUUGGAGGAAGAUUGGGUCAUAGAUAUGGAGGAUAAGGAAAAUGCAGAACCAAUACUCAUGGAACUAUCACUAUCAUCCUACUUGGGUUUAGACUCACCUGCAGUAACGAAACUCUCGGGUGAGAUUGACAAUGUAAAAGUGGUGGUAAUGAUUGACAGUGGUGCAACACACAACUUUAUAGAUCCUUCAGUACUUAACAAAACUCGUCUUUCACCAACGAAGAACAGAAGCUUAGAGAUUUUGUUAGGUACUGGCAUCACUGUUAACGGCCAUGGAGUAUGCAGAGAUGUCUCAGUAACGCUGCAGUCACAUGAGUUUGAGAUGAAUUUUGUUGUCUUGGAGCUGGGCAAUGCAGAACUGAUUUUGGGGAUUGAUUGGCUGAGAACGUUAGGCAAAUGCGAACAUGAUUGGGACAAGCACGAGAUGUCGUUCCUGUACAGAGGGUCACUGAUAACUCUUUAUGGUGAUCCGGCCUUGCAGAAAAAGGGAAAAUCGUUCAAGGAGAACCAUUCACUCAACAGCCUGGAGUUAGCGAGUUUUGACAUGGAUUUCCUUGAAGUAAACAAUGUGGAGUUGACGGAGAAAAUACCAGAAGAGGUAGAGGAUAUUUUAACAAAGUUCGAUCACAUGUUCGCUGAACCAACUCAGUUACCUCCGAUCAGGGGCAGAGAACACACGAUCAACUUGAUACCGGGAACAGGGCCUGUGAGUGUACGACCUUACCGAUAUCCACACACAUAUAAAGAAGAGAUGGAGAAGCUAGUCACUCAGAUGUUAGAAGCGGAAACGAUUAGACCGAGCAAAAGCCCUUUCUCGAGUCCAGUUUUGUUGGUUAAGAAGAAGGACGGGAGCUGGAGAUUCUGCAUUGAUUACAGAGCCUUGAAUAAAGCUACGGUGGCAGAUAAAUUUCCUAUCCCAGUCAUUGAUCAGUUGUUGGAUGAGUUACACGACGCAAAGGUGUUUUCCAAGCUGGAUUUAAGAGCUGGUUAUCACCAAAUUAGAAUGUUGGAGGCAGACAUAGAGAAAACAGCCUUCCGGACUUCAAAUGGACAUUAUGAGUUCUUAGUUAUGCCGUUUGGACUCACAAACACUCCUGCGACAUUUCAAGCACUCAUGAAUGAGAUUUUUCGUCCGUACUUGGGAAGUUUCGUCUUGGUCUUCUUUGACGAUAUCUUGAUCUUUAGUAGCAGUGUAUCAGAUCGUCUCAAGCAUUUAGAGACAGUGUUGGAGUCUAAAGUCGAUUACCUUGGCCAUAUCAUCUCUGAAGACAGUGUAGCAACAGAUCCUUCAAAAACAAAGGCUAUGAAGAAGUGGCCAGUUCCAAGAUCAGUUAAAGAGUUGAGAGGAUUUUUGGGACUAACGGGGUACUACAGGAAGUUUGUGAAAGGCUAUGGCGCAAUGGCACGACCUUUGACAGAUCUGCUGAAGAAAGAUCAAUUUGAAUGGUCUACGAGAGCUCAGACUGCUUUUGAGGAAUUAAAGGAGGCAAUGAUGACAGCUCCAGUAUUGGCUUUACCAAAUUUCUCAGAACCAUUCAUUGUAGAAACGGAUGCCUCAGGUUACGGGAUGGGAGCUGUUUUGAUGCAAAACCAGAGACCAAUAGCUUACUUCAGUUCCGGUCUAUCAGAUAGAGAACAGAUUAAGCCGAUCUAUGAGAGGGAGUUAAUGGCAGUGGUUUUAGCCAUUCAGAAAUGGAGGCACUAUCUGCAUACGGAUCAGAAGAGCCUGAAGUUUCUGCUUGAGCAACGUGAGGUUUCAAUGGAAUACCAGAAAUGGUUAACCAAGCUUCUGGGGUACGAUUUUGAGAUAAUAUUCAAGCCUGGUGUUGAGAAUAAGGCUGCUGAUGGGUUAUCGAGAAUCGUAUCGGAGAAAUCAAACUCGUUCAUUGCUCAUUGUGCAGCGUUGACAAUGCCAGCGAAUCUUCAAAUGCAAGACAUCUUUAAAGAGAUUGAUGCAAAUGUGCAGAUUCAAGAGCAGUUACAAAGAGUGAAGGAUGGUGUAAAGGAGCAAGUUGGUUACAAAGUUGUUGCAGGGAGGUUGCGAUUUAAACAGAGGCUAGUGAUUCCGCGAAAUUCAUCUCACAUUCCGCUGCUCUUACAGGAAUACCACGCGGGGCUUAUAGGUGGUCAUUCAGGAGUUUUGAAGACUCUGAAACGAGUCCAGAGUAUGUUUUAUUGGCGAAAGAUGUCGAAAGAUAUAAAGAAGUUUGUAGCGGAAUGCGAUAUUUGCCAACGCCAUAAGUACUCAACUCUGUCUCCAGCGGGAUUGUUACAGCCUCUGCCUAUACCAAAUCGCAUUUGGGAAGAUUUGUCGAUGGAUUUUAUUGAAGGAUUGCCGGUGUCACAUGGAGUUAAUGUGAUUCUCGUCGUUGUGGAUAGAUUGAGCAAGUUUGCACAUUUUUGCGGCUGA
This is a messenger RNA of Microthlaspi erraticum, 2856 nucleotides long. Lineage: Eukaryota; Viridiplantae; Streptophyta; Magnoliopsida; Brassicales; Brassicaceae. The record is from the annotation of a GenBank genome assembly.